AUGAUGCAAUCACUCUCGCCGGCGAUCGGUCCGAAACUGGUUCUCCCGGCGAGAAAUUCGCACUGCGAUCAUUUGAUGUUCGGCUCGGUUCUACAGAGUUUGAGACCGAAGUUGAACCAAAGAAUUUGUAAGAAAUUGCGAAUUCUUGCGGAGAACGAAAGUCCAACCACCGCGAUCGAUUUCAGUGAUCCUGAUUGGAAGUCAAACUACCAGAAGGAUUUUGAGACUCGAUUCAACAUUCCUCAUCUCACUGAUGUUUUCGAGGAUGCUGAUUCCUAUCCUUCAACUUUCUGUCUCAGAAUGAGGACUCCAGUAACUGAAGAUUUUGCGGAUGGGUAUCCAUCUGAUGAAAAGUGGCAUGGAUAUAUUAAUAAUAACGACAGAGUACUCCUUAAGGUCAUAAACUACUCCUCUCCUACAUCUGCUGGCGCUGAGUGCAUUGAUCCUGAUUGUACGUGGGUGGAACAAUGGGUUCACCGUGCUGGUCCUCGGGAGAAAAUAUACUUCGAACCAGAAGAUGUAAAAGCAGCAGUGGUAACUUGCGGGGGACUUUGCCCUGGUCUUAAUGAUGUAAUCCGCCAGGUAGAUGAAGUUAGAUCUUUACCUUUCUCAUGUCUUUUUCUUGGUCACAUAACAAGUAUUGUUAUCACCCUUGAAAUAUAUGGUGUGAAAAAAAUUGUGGGAAUUCCUUUUGGUUAUCGUGGAUUCUCUGAGAAAGAAUUAGCCGAAAUCCCAUUAUCAAGGAAAGUGGUUCAAAAUGUUCAUCUUUCCGGUGGAAGUUUGUUAGGAGUUUCGCGCGGAGGACCUAAUGUUAGUGAAAUAGUGGACAGCAUGGAGGAAAGAGGAAUCAACAUGCUUUUCGUGCUGGGUGGAAAUGGUACACAUGCUGGGGCCAAUGCAAUCCACAAUGAGUGCUGUAAAAGAAGGUUAAAGGUGGCUGUAGUUGGAGUGCCAAAAACCAUAGACAAUGAUAUUCUGCUGAUGGAUAAAACUUUUGGUUUUGAUACUGCUGUGGAAGAAGCACAACGAGCUAUUAAUUCUGCAUACAUCGAGGCGCAUAGUGCUUAUCAUGGCAUUGGAGUUGUGAAAUUGAUGGGUCGUAGUAGUGGAUUUAUAGCUAUGCAUGCAUCUCUUGCUAGCGGGCAGAUUGAUAUAUGUUUGAUACCAGAGGUACCUUUUCAUUUACAUGGACCUCAUAGUGUCCUGAAUCAUUUGAAGUAUUUGCUUGAAACAAAGGGAUCAGCUGUUGUAUGUGUAGCAGAGGGAGCUGGGCAGAAUUUUCUCCAGAAAACUAAUGCCAAGGAUGCAUCAGGAAACAUUGUACUUGGAGACAUUGGUGUACAUAUACAACUAGAGACAAAAAAAUACUUCAAAGAGAUUGGUGUCCCAGCUGAUGUAAAAUUCAUCGAUCCUACAUACAUGAUCCGUGCUUGUCGUGCAAAUGCAUCAGAUGGAAUCCUUUGUGCUGUACUGGGUCAAAAUGCUGUUCAUGGUGCAUUUGCUGGAUACAGUGGCAUCACGGUCGGUAUAUGCAAUACUCACUACGUCUACCUUCCCAUUCCUGAAGUCAUUUCUUACCCCCGAGUUGUGGACCCUAAUAGCCGUAUGUGGCAUCGUUGCUUGACUUCAACAGGGCAACCGGACUUUCUCUAAUUAAACAUGCAUUUUAAUGUUUCCUUGACAAGUGCAAGAUUUAUUGUAGGGAAGAUCGAAGUAAAGAAAGCCAGCUUCAGAAAGUUUCUAUUUUUUUCACCCAAUGUUGUAGAAGAAAUAACACACGUACUGCACCAUUUUUUGUUAGGUUUAUAGCAUUACAGUGCCAAUUCCCACGGCAUGUCAUAAUAAAACAUCGCGAAGCGAUAACUUUUUGAGUUCUUUUUCAGCUCAUAUGUAUCUGAGAAUUAUAUUUCCGAGAUACAGAAGGUAUGAACAAGACAAUCCAAUUGAAUUCG
Ilex paraguariensis (yerba mate) is the source of this 1952-nucleotide messenger RNA. Lineage: Eukaryota; Viridiplantae; Streptophyta; Magnoliopsida; Aquifoliales; Aquifoliaceae. The record is from the annotation of a GenBank genome assembly.